Messenger RNA from Colletotrichum godetiae, 1858 nucleotides. RefSeq names its product major facilitator superfamily domain-containing protein. Gene Ontology annotation, molecular function: transmembrane transporter activity. Lineage: Eukaryota; Fungi; Ascomycota; Sordariomycetes; Glomerellales; Glomerellaceae. Gene Ontology annotation, cellular component: membrane. Gene Ontology annotation, biological process: transmembrane transport. The transcript is spliced from 6 exons. Bases 228 to 1364 code for a protein of 378 amino acids. The record is from RefSeq and is a predicted model, not a curated record.
CCUCACCCCGCGAUGCGCGACUUUGACUCUUCUCCCAAUCAUAUCAACAACGUCAACGUCGUCGAGGAAGAACCACACGACGACACAAUCCCAACUAUUGACGACAUCACUGCGCUGUUGAAGGUAGAGGCGACGACGCCCACCGCAACGAUGGCGACGAGCACACCGUCGCAGGCUGGCUCACCGUGGCCGGCUCGUUCCUCGUCUACUUCGUGUCCUUUGGCUAUAUGAACAGCUUCGGGUACUUCCAGGACUACUACCUCGGCCAUAGUCUGGCUGGGUACCCGAGCUCGGUCAUCGCAAUCAUCGGCUCCCUCCAGCUCGGUCUCAUGAACCUCAUUCAACCUGUCGCCGGUGGCCUCGCCGAUUCCUAUAGCCCGAGCAUUCUCUAUGCUGUCGCGGCUGUCGGAGCGACUGUAUCGAGCAUCGGUGUCUCGUUCGCCCAGCCAGGUCAUAUUUGGCACUUCAUUCUCACACAGGGUGUCAUCUUCGGAGCGACCGCAGUGUUUGGUACGGCAGUCUCUUUGCCUCUCGCCAGUCAACACUUCACAAGACGACGUGCAUUGGCCAUCGGUAUUGUCGCCAGUGGAAGCAGUGCUGGCGGUGUCUGCCUCCCCAUCAUGUUCUCUCAUCUUGUGCCUCGGAUCGGCUUUGGCUGGGCUUUGCGGAUCGCUGCGCUAAUUGCUCUGGUAUGCUACGGGAUAGCCAUUGUAGUUUCCCGGCCCAAGCUGCCUCGCAAGCCUGUCAAGUCUAUCUGGUCGAUCGUUGACUUCAACGGCUUCAGCGAUCCCCGAUACUCCACGCUGGCGCUUGCUAAUGUGGUUGGCAACUUUGGACUUUACGUACCGUUCUACUACCUAGAGCCGUACAUCGCGAUUCACCACCCGGGAGCCGCGGUGAGGAACUACCUUCUCCCGCUCAUCAACGGAUCGAGCUUCUUCGGCCGAGUGAUUGGCGGAUACGUUGCCGAUCACACGGGUGGAUUGAACCUCCUCUAUCCACUGACGGCAAUUUCAGGCAUACUCUGCCUCACCUUGUGGCUUCUAUCCACCAGUGUCAGCAUGAUCGUAGCCUUUGCCUGCUUAUACGGUUUCUGCUCGGGAAUCUUCAUCAGCGUCACACCAUCUGUGACUGUCAGGCUCUCUCCGGAGGACAAGGUUGGUGCCCGGCUGGGUGCAUUUUCCAUCUGGAGUGCAAUUGGAGUCUUCACCGGCACGCCCAUUGGCGGAGCUUUCGUUCGACAAGGAACGCCGGAAGAGUAUCAACACCUAAUCAUCUUCACCGGCAUGUGCCUGACCGCCUCAGCUGUUUUGCAAUUUGUGGCGCGUAUCCUCUGUGAUAGAAACCUGCGCAAGAAGUGGUAGAAUACUUCUGCCGUCGCCGAAAAACGGCCAGGCAACAUAAGUCUAGCCUGGUUUGUGCCAAAGGAGCGAGCCGGGAUUCGAAUUUGGGAGCUGCUUUUAUCGUUGAGGAUCAGGGGAGCAUAUGGGGAACAGUGGAGUGCAAGAGAAGUCAAGGCGGAUCUACGCCAGGCACGAAGUUGGCGAUGGAGACAGGAGGCGGUCUACAGAUAUGACGUUGGGAGAAAUUGGCAGGGAUUGGAAUGUUGAGUUGGUUUACGGCCAUGCAUCAGCCCUUUGCUCUGGUUCGCUUGGGGUGGAACGUUGAGGGGAUGGCAUCCGCGUCGAUCGGCGGGACGGAAUCAUCCGACCUAGAUAGAAUAAAAACCAUCCAAACCAUACAUACCAUCUAUGAAGUCUGCAUAAGGUACGGACAGGGACGUUGAAACACAAUAGGUUAACAGCUGCUAAUCUAUGGUCGACUGAAUUGUGGUAGAUAGAAUCCUGGUCGAUGUUAC